AUGUGCCCUAUUGUUAGAAAUCCUGACUGCUUUACACCAAUGAUUUGCCACUGCAAAGUUGCAUGCACCAACAACACUUUAUCGUUGAUGUUUGGAUGCAAGAAAUAUCGUUAUCAAGAUGAGGAUGCUCCACAUGAUCAUACUUUGCCUCGAUUAACCCACGAAGUGAGAGGCCCAGAGCUUGUUCAUGUGUCAGAGAAGAACCUGUCUCAAAUAGAGAAUGUCCAUGGAUAUGUCUUACAGUCGCACAUUUCUCCUUUGAAGGCAAGUCCUGCCCCUAUAAUUGUCAACACAGACACCUUGGACACAAUCCCUUAUGUAAGUAUUAUUUUUUUUUUCCAAAAUGCUGUCAAUGGAACAGAAAUUGAAUAUGAAUUUGAAGAAAUCACUUUGGAGCGGGGAAAUUCUGGCCUGGGGUUCAGUAUUGCUGGAGGAACAGAUAACCCACACAUUGGGGAUGAUCCUGGGAUAUUCAUUACUAAGAUUAUACCAGGAGGAGCUGCAGCAGAGGAUGGAAGACUCAGGGUCAACGAUUGCAUCUUGCGAGUGAAUGAGGUCGACGUGUCAGAAGUCUCACACAGCAAAGCCGUGGAGGCCCUAAAAGAGGCUGGCUCCAUAGUACGAUUGUACGUUCGUCGAAGGAGACCUAUUCUGGAGACCGUGGUAGAGAUCAAGUUGUUCAAAGGACCUAAAGGUCUGGGAUUCAGUAUUGCAGGAGGGGUUGGAAACCAACACAUCCCUGGGGACAACAGCAUUUAUGUCACGAAGAUUAUUGAUGGAGGAGCUGCACAAAAAGAUGGGAGGUUGCAGGUUGGAGAUAGACUUCUUAUGGUAAAUAAUUACAGUUUAGAAGAAGUUACCCAUGAAGAGGCAGUAGCGAUACUGAAGAACACAUCAGAUGUAGUGUAUCUGAAAGUCGGAAAGCCCACCACCAUUUACAUGACCGAUCCAUAUGGCCCACCAGAUAUUACUCACUCUUAUUCUCCACCGAUGGAAAAUCACAUACUCUCUUCUGGAAACAAUGGCACUUUAGAGUACAAGGCAUCCCUGGCCCCUAUCUCACCGGGAAGAUACUCACCCAUUCCAAAGCACAUGCUUGUGGAGGACGACUACACCAGGCCUCCUGAACCUGUUUACAGCACUGUGAACAAACUGUGUGAUAAACCACCUUCUCCUAGGCACUAUUCCCCUGUCGAGUGUGACAAAAGCUUCCUUCUUACAGCUCCCUAUCCCCACUACCACAUAGGCCUGCUCCCUGACUCUGAGAUCACCAGAGAGCCUCGAAAAAUCAUCCUGCACAAGGGCUCCACAGGACUUGGUUUUAACAUUGUGGGAGGAGAAGAUGGGGAAGGCAUUUUCGUGUCUUUCAUCCUAGCAGGCGGGCCUGCCGAUCUCAGCGGAGAGCUGCAGAGAGGAGAUCAAAUUUUGUCGGUGAACGGUAUUGAUCUUCGAGGUGCUACCCACGAGCAGGCUGCAGCUGCGCUCAAAGGAGCAGGGCAGACGGUAACAAUCAUAGCACAAUACCAGCCGGAGGAGUACGCUCGGUUUGAGGCAAAAAUCCAUGACCUGCGUGAGCAGAUGAUGAAUCACAGCAUGAGUUCUGGGUCUGGCUCCCUGAGGACUAAUCAGAAGAGGUCACUGUAUGUCAGAGCCAUGUUUGACUACGACAAGAGCAAAGACAGUGGUCUUCCAAGCCAAGGACUCAGUUUUAAGUAUGGAGACAUCCUUCACGUCAUCAAUGCCUCGGAUGAUGAAUGGUGGCAGGCGAGGAGGGUCACUCUAGAGGGAGACAGCGAGGAGAUGGGAGUUAUACCCAGCAAGAGGAGAGUUGAAAGAAAGGAGCGUGCACGUUUGAAGACGGUGAAGUUCAACGCAAAACCUGGUGUAAUUGAUGCAAAAGGGGACAUCCCCGGAUUAGGUGACGACGGUUAUGGAACAAAGACUCUGAGAGGCCAAGAAGACUGCAUCCUUUCUUAUGAACCUGUCACCAGACAGGAAAUCAGUUACACCAGGCCGGUUAUUAUUCUGGGUCCUAUGAAAGAUCGGAUCAACGAUGAUUUGAUAUCUGAAUUCCCUGAUAAGUUUGGGUCGUGUGUACCACAUACCACACGGCCAAAGCGAGACUACGAAGUGGAUGGGAGAGAUUAUCAUUUUGUCAUUUCAAGAGAACAAAUGGAAAAAGAUAUCCAAGAGCACAAAUUUAUAGAAGCUGGGCAGUACAAUGAUAAUUUAUACGGAACUAGUGUCCAGUCUGUGAGAUUCGUGGCAGAAAGGGGCAAGCACUGUAUACUCGAUGUGUCGGGAAAUGCUAUCAAACGACUACAAGUUGCACAACUCUAUCCCAUCGCUAUCUUCAUUAAGCCUAAAUCAUGGGAGCCUCUGAUGGAAAUGAAUAAGCGUCUCACAGAGGAGCAAGCGAAGAAAACCUACGAUCGAGCAAUUAAAUUAGAACAAGAAUUUGGAGAAUAUUUUACAGCUAUUGUCCAAGGAGAUAGCUUAGAAGAUAUAUAUAAUCAAUGCAAACUUGUAAUUGAAGAACAAUCUGGGCCUUUCAUCUGGAUUCCUUCAAAGGAAAAAUUAUAA
This is a messenger RNA of Opisthocomus hoazin, 2583 nucleotides long. The record is from RefSeq and is a predicted model, not a curated record. Lineage: Eukaryota; Metazoa; Chordata; Aves; Opisthocomiformes; Opisthocomidae.